CUCCCGGACGCGCGAGCGCGAUCGUCCCGCCGUCCAGGUGAGGUACAAGACAUGCUCCUAAUGUGGGCAUAAAGCGUGGUCAAAGAGAAAUAAACUGUCCAACUCAAACCCGUGUAAACAUUUUCUUUCAUUUGUCGAGUAUCACCGUUGAAAGGUGGAGAAGUAAAAGUUGUGGCAGUUUCUGUGGAACCACCAUCCCCUCAUACUAGGCAAAGCAAGACAGCGGUCGGAGGACCAAAUCAGUGUUCAUACAAAGAAAUCAUUAUGUCUAGAAAACGUGCCUUUUCCGAAGAAAUUGGAGGCGCUACUGCAUUGAAGAGCCUACCAACUCCAAUCGGUUUAUUUGAAGAUGAAUGCGUUUUUUGUCAUUCAUUUAGAACGAGCCAGUUUCACGGGCCGAUGGUAUGUUACCUGAAGGGAAGAGUUGUGUCCAUUGACGAGUGCGACUCAUCAGAUGCCAUCUACGUCCAUAGGAAAUGUCUCGAGUGGGCUUCUGGAAUAUGGUUUAAGGGUGACAUUGUUAUGGACUUUAAGCCAGAAAUUACACGUGCUUCAAAACUGAGAUGCGCAAGAUGUGGACUCAAGGGAGCAGCCCUUGGUUGUUAUUACGGUCCUUGCCUCACAAGUUUUCACGUUCCAUGUGCAGUUCAGACAAUUGGUUGCCGCUGGGAUGGUGAUGGUUAUAUGCUGUGCCCUCAGCAUGUUUCAAAUGCUCUACCAUGUGAUAAGCAGGGCACAGAUACAAAGGAGAAUUACAAUGCUUCUUCUUUGCAUCAAAGCCAACAUACAGAUAAGAAAGGAAGUUUCGACGAUCAUAAUAGGGAAAAUGAACAAGCUGAUCAGCUCAACAUCUCAAACGCUUCCUUGCUGCCUCAGACUCGGAGCGAUUGUCACGAAGCAGAAUUUUGUACCAAUUUCUCAAGGGAUGGUGAACAAACGGAUCAGCUUAACUCUAGUCCAUACAUAGAAAGGGAACAAGUUUUUGACAGUCGUCGUCGAAGGAAAAAUGGACAAACAGAUCAUCUUGACAUUUCGACUCCUUGUGUGCCACACAACCAACAUUCUCAUCCAAAAGAAGAAAUAUCCACCGAUAGUUCGAGAGAUCAUCACCAGCAAAUAGAUCAGCUUCAGACUUCAAGAUCAUCCUUGCCACUGGGGGCCUGCCAAGGGGAGGAGAUGGAAUCAGAUCAGCCUGACGCAUCAAGCUGCCCUGCUGAUGAGUUAGUUUUGCUUGGUCUGUGUUUAAGUGUGGACGAGAAGGACUUCGUGCAAAAGUUUGCGUGUUGGACCAAGGCGACGCUGGCGGAGGAGUGGGCCGAGAAUGUGACCCAUGUCAUUGUGGGCAAAGGUGCUGGUAGUUCGUGGUGCAGGUCAUUUGAGGUGCUUAUGGCAAUACUGCUCGGGAAAUGGGUUGUUCGUUUCGAAUGGGUCGCGGACUGCUUGCAGCUGACUCCAGGUCCAGAGGCCUCCUAUGAAGUACUACUACUAGCAGCAUCCAGCAUCGAUUCACUCGGCGCGAACGACGGGCCGAAGCAGAGCAGAAUCCGGGCAACUGAAGGGUUGCAGGAACCGAAACUGUUUUCUGGGCUGUGUUUCUGCCUGAGCGACCUGAUGAGCCCUGGCAACAGAGGCCGCACGCGGGGCCUCAUAGCGGCCGGCGGCGGGCGGGUGCUGGACAAACGCGACCUGCGCCUUCUGCCGAAGAAGGAUCCGGAUCCUGACGGCCGCCGCUCUCCGUCUCCGGUGAACCCGAGGCCCUACUUCGUGUACGACGUCGAAGCGCCCGGAGGUGGUCGGUUCAGCGCGAGGCUGCUGCGGCGGGAGAUCGACGAGGCGAGGGAGCAGGCGGCGGCCGGGGCGCAGGUGAUCGGCCACCUCAGCGUGUUCGACGCCGUCGCGGCCUAUGACGCGGGGAUCCUGCUCGUGUGAGCGAUGCGGGCAUUGGGCCGGGGAUGUGUCUGGAGCUUGGACUUGCAUGGGCCGAUUGUUGGGCCGCCAGCACGUUGGGCCUCGACGUCGCUGGAGCUAAUUAUUUUGGACGGAUAUAUCUGACACCUAGAACUACCAAGCAUGUUCGGUUAGCUCUCAAUUCAUGUAGAUUAAAUGGAAUUAGAAAAAAUUAAGAAGUUUGGUUUGUUUAGGAUUUAACCGAACAAAGUCUAACGUAACUUGUGGUGGUAGUGUGUUAUUAUUUA
Messenger RNA from Zea mays, 2195 nucleotides. RefSeq lists its product as uncharacterized. Gene Ontology annotation, cellular component: BRCA1-A complex; BRCA1-BARD1 complex. The coding region runs from base 265 to 1929 and encodes 554 amino acids. Gene Ontology annotation, biological process: positive regulation of transcription by RNA polymerase II; double-strand break repair via homologous recombination. The record is from RefSeq and is marked predicted. The transcript has 13 exons. NCBI's taxonomy places the organism in Eukaryota, Viridiplantae, Streptophyta, Magnoliopsida, Poales, Poaceae. Gene Ontology annotation, molecular function: ubiquitin-protein transferase activity.